Drosophila eugracilis is the source of this 930-nucleotide messenger RNA. Its product is annotated as gelsolin-like. NCBI's taxonomy places the organism in Eukaryota, Metazoa, Arthropoda, Insecta, Diptera, Drosophilidae. Gene Ontology annotation, biological process: actin polymerization or depolymerization; barbed-end actin filament capping; actin filament severing. The record is from RefSeq and is a predicted model, not a curated record. Gene Ontology annotation, cellular component: actin cytoskeleton; cytoplasm. Gene Ontology annotation, molecular function: phosphatidylinositol-4,5-bisphosphate binding; actin filament binding.
AUGCCUGCCAGACUGUCUGUCCGUCUGUCUGUAUACACUUUCGAUCUACCUGUUCGUCUGCCGGCCUGUCUAUCACCGCAGUCUGUCCUCUACAAGGUAAGCGACUCCAGUGGCAAACUGAAAGUCGAAGUAAUUAGCCAAAAACCAUUAACCCAGAAUACACUUGACAAACACGAAUGCUUUAUCCUCGACACCGGUUCCGGAAUAUUCGUUUGGGUCGGAAAGGGCGCCUCUCAAAAGGAGAAGACUGAUGCAGCAAAAAAAUACCCGGCCUGGACUCAAUUUCACCGCAUUGUAGAAGGCGCUGAGUCUGCACCAUUUACAGAUGUUGGAAUGGAGCAUAGUCGUCUCAUUAGCUCGGCUUUGGACAUCGGCUCUUAUGAAUCACUAGAUGUCAACCAAAUCGACGCUGUGGUGUCUCAGAUGAAGAAGAGAGGUCGGGCCUUCGGCUUCAUGCCUGAUCAUGGUCAAAACUGUAUUACCCAGUAUGUUACGAAGACGGGCUCUGAUGAAAUCUUGGCCAACACCGUGUCUUUUGAGGAGAGCGUCCCCCUUCAGGGAAUCGCUUCAUACGUUCUCACUUAUAACUAUGAGGACAAAAACGGAGACACUGGUUCCAUAACGUAUGUUUGGCAGGGAAUAAACUCUUCCUCCGCCGCCGAGAAGGGUGCCGUGAAGAUGGGUCUAGAUGUCGCAGAAAAGCAGGAAGGUCUUUUUGUUGUGUUGGUCAACCAUGGCCACCAGCCUCGCCACUUCUAUAAGACAUUUACAGGUCAGUUGAUAACAUCCUACACGGUACUCCCGGUAGCUGCACAACUUUUCCGCAUACAAGGUACCUUAGAAAACGAUGUGCAUGCCAAUGAGGUACCUGCUGAAAGUUUAUCCUUGGCCUUGGCUCUGUAUAUUCAAGCGAAGCCCAAAGCGCGCUGA